Messenger RNA from Protopolystoma xenopodis, 879 nucleotides. Lineage: Eukaryota; Metazoa; Platyhelminthes; Monogenea; Polystomatidea; Polystomatidae. The record is from the annotation of a GenBank genome assembly.
GAUCUUUAUAAGCUCUACUCCCCAACGGCUGGUCCCAGGCCACCAUGUUCCGAAUAUGAUCAGCAGCAUCUGCAACAGCAUCAACUUCAGCUACAAGUGCAACAGCAAAUGCAGCAGCAUCAACAACACCCCCAGCUACCACUUCAGCCUCAAUCUCAAGCUAACCAUCACCAUCCUCAUUCAUCUCUCAUGUCUACAUCUAAUCUGCAUCAAGGUCAGCAACAACAACAACAUCAAGCGCUAGAUCGAGAUCAGGAUCGAUCGACAAGUCAGAAGUCAAUUGGAAUGACCAACGGUCGCACAAGUCCCGUAUUCUCCAUUAAUUGUAGUGCAAGCAACGCGGUUAUCUCUUCUGUUCCUACUUCUGCUGGCACCGGUAUUGGGCUCACAAGCAGUCCAGGAAGUCUGGUUGGAGCCCAUUCUCUUUCAGUAAGUCAAACCAGCGGAUUUCCAGGGCCUGCGGGGCGGCUUUCAGCCACAGCGUCCAGCCCAGGAACUGGUCAUUUCCCUUCAACACCGGGGCUGGCCGGACCAGUCGACAGUCCCUAUCAAGCUGCUCACUUUACACAAACUCAUCAGCAGCACAUGUCCCCUAGACCUGGAAAUGCAAAUCCUCCGAACCCUAACCAAUCUUCACCUCAUGCGCUGCCACACACUGGUUCCCAUCCACAUACUCACUUUCAACAUCAGUCGGCCGGUCAACUACUGGCUAGCCCUCACGCCCAGGCUAGCCCUUUGGGUCCAGGAGGUCCCGGAGGCCACAAUGUAGGCACUCCAAGAUCGGUUUCCUCGACUAGUGGAGCUGCCUCUCCCAUGUCUCUGCCGCAGGUUGGCCACCAACAGCAAGUAGUAAGUUGCUUUUUUGCAGUUGCCUCUUGA